CUUUAUUGUGGUCAACAAUGGAGUUUUUCUCCACCCGGGUUCUUUAAUCUUCAAAGAUACAACAUUUUAAGGUCUUUGCUAGUCUUAUGAGCUCGAGACGAAGCUGGAAAGGGGAAAAUGAAGAGUGAUAGUAUUCCACUAGCUCUGUCUCAGCUUCCUCGUGCGCCGGUCCGCCCUCACUCAAGAUGGCCGCCAGCAAAAUGGUGCAAUGACGCGAGACAGCGCCGCCGUGGUUGCCAAGGAGAUGCGAACACCGGAAAUGCGGAAUUCGGGGAGGACGCGCGCACAGGCCGUAGGCUAGAGGGCGGGCGUCACAGGUCCUGUCAGGGAAGAACUUGGCAGGUCCUGACAGGGGAGAGCUGUUUCGGCCGCACCUCUGCUAGUAGUAGUAGACGGCGCGGCUGGGAUGGAGUCGCGAGUCGCGGGCUCGGGGGUGGGCAAGCCUGAGCUAGCCGCGAGCGAAGGUGCCACACUUGGUGGCGCCACUCGGGGACCCGCAGUCUCGGCGUCCCUGGGAGCCGCCCGGUGGAAGCUCCUGCGACAGGUUCUGAAGCAGAAACACCUGGAUGAUCGUCUGCGACAUGUAUCUGUAAGAAGGUUUGAGUCAUUUAAUCUGUUUUCAGUGACCGAAGCCGAGAAAUGGGAAACUAAAGAAGAGGCUGGUGCAUGGAUCCAAUACAGAAGUGUCUUUUAUCCUGAAUAUAGUAUCUUCUUAAGGCAUAAUAGUGGGUCCUUGAAUGUUGAAGAUGUUCUUACCAGCUUUGACAAUACAGGAAAUAUCUGCAUCUGGCCGUCUGAAGAGGUUUUGGCUUACUACUGCCUCAAGCACAGUAAUAUAUUCAGGGACCUUGCUGUGUGUGAGCUAGGGGGUGGCAUGACAUGCUUGGCUGGGCUCAUGGUUGCUAUUUCUGCAGAUGUCAAAGAAGUUCUGUUAACUGAUGGGAAUGAAAAGGCCAUCAGAAAUGUGAGAGACAUCAUCGCAAGGAAUCAGAAGGCUGGUGUGUUUAAGACUCAGAAAAUAUCAAGCUGCGUUUUACGAUGGGAUAAUGAGACAGAUGUCUCUCAACUGGAAGGACAUUUUGACAUUGUUAUGUGUGCUGACUGCCUGUUUCUGGACCAGUACAGAGCCAGCCUCGUUGAUGCAAUAAAGCGAUUACUCCGGCCCACGGGGAAAGCAAUGGUAUUUGCCCCACGCCGAGGGACUACUUUAAGCCAGUUUUGCAGUCUAGCUGAAAGAGCUGGCUUCUCUAUCCAAAGACAUGAAAAUUAUGAUGAACACAUUUCAAACUUCCACUCCAAGCUGACCAGAGAAAACUGCCCAUUCAAUGAGACCUGACCAGGGAAUAAGAGGCACAUUUCAGUGAAUUCACUAGCCAGAAGCAAAGAAACUUUUUAAAUUUACUACAUUGCAAUGGUAAAGCAUCUUUGCGCUAAAAUAUUACACUACCCAAGGCUGGUAAGAACUGUAAAUUAUCGGAGUGGCGUAAUAGAGCGCGCGAUUUUUUUUUUUAAGACAGGCCUUCGGGGUAAUAACCAGGGUUGAGGCCCACGACAGUGCCAAAUAAGCUUUAGACAGCAUAAUAGUCUGCAAAGAAAGCCACAGAGCACUAAUGUGAAGGAAGAGCUGUCCACCACAUGCAGCAAAAAUCACCAAAGGUCAUUUUAUGGUAGCAAUUGUGACAUAAAAUUGGUGGUCAUGCUACAUGUCUAAUACUCAGCACAGCUUUAUAAAUGAUGGGCCCCUAGCGAUGGCUGUCAUUAAGUGCUUUCAUGAUAAUAAACUUUAAACUGUUGGCUUUAUGAAUCACCAGCUAGCUUCAGCUGUUCGUCGGAUGGAGCUUGCAGUGCCUUAAGUGUGACAAGACCUAUUAGGAAUUGCAACCAUGUUUCAAGCGUACUUGGCUUCCCCACUCCUGGGGUGAUUGCUGCCUAUUAAACGGCGUCCGGGAAGAUUUUCCUCCGGCAAUCGCUGAUCAAGAGCUUUUUUGGGCUUUGACCUGCAUUUCCUUCAAGACUUUCUCUGAGGAGUUUUAUAAGAGCAAAACUCCAGAGGAUUUAUAGCCACUUCUGAUUAAUACCUUUCCAGUUUUUCUAGCAACUCUCCCACCGCUGCAUAGAGAAAAGCUUUCAUUGUUCCUGAGGUGCUUAUUUGUGACCUUUUCUCUGCUUCCUGAUUCCCUCUACCGUGUUCUCUCUGUGAAAUCCUCGGGGUGGAACCAAGACAGGUGGUGAAGUUGUUACAGCUGGAGAGACAGAGAAGGAACCAGGCAGGCUUUUAUAUUUUUAAAGGAUUACAAGCCGAGCGGGCUGGCCCCGCCCAU
Messenger RNA from Chinchilla lanigera (long-tailed chinchilla), 2321 nucleotides. It is a transcript of the gene Camkmt, whose product is annotated as calmodulin-lysine N-methyltransferase. Bases 407 to 1336 code for a protein of 309 amino acids. Lineage: Eukaryota; Metazoa; Chordata; Mammalia; Rodentia; Chinchillidae. Gene Ontology annotation, cellular component: cytoplasm. The transcript has 11 exons. The record is from RefSeq and is a predicted model, not a curated record. Gene Ontology annotation, molecular function: calmodulin-lysine N-methyltransferase activity.